This is a messenger RNA of Electrophorus electricus (electric eel), 2833 nucleotides long. Lineage: Eukaryota; Metazoa; Chordata; Actinopteri; Gymnotiformes; Gymnotidae. The record is from RefSeq and is a predicted model, not a curated record.
AAGAGGGGUUGUGGCGUCUGGGCAGGAAUGAAUGUUUUCUUCAGUUAGCUCAGACAUCACACCUCCCUGUUGCUUUCUCACAACGGCUCGACUUCAGAGCGGGACGGGCAGGAGACAGGGUGGGGCCUCCUCACCAGCCAGUGAUCUCAUUGGAACAGCGUGUGCGUGUGCACACUUUCCUUCCUGCCUGGCGAGUGUGGGUUUUGGAAGGCAUAUGCAGGGUGCGUGUGGGGCUCAGUCACUGUGUGGAGUAGCGCAGCAGAGAGCUGAGUGCUGCCUGGCUCCUGCAAAACACAGCCAUCGCCACGGAGAAGCGACGCAGUUAAGCCUAGACUGUCUUAACUCUCUCGCGCUCUCUUUCUAGUCUUCAGGAGCUCCAGUGGAGAAUGACCCUCUGGGUUCUCUUCCUCCAGGAUGGGAGAAACGUCAAGAUAAUGGCAGAGUCUACUUUGUCAACCAUAAUACACGAACCACGCAAUGGGAGGACCCUCGAACCCAAGGGAUGGUGCAGGAGCCUCCGUUGCCCCCUGGCUGGGAAAUGAAGUACACCUCAGAGGGCGUGCGAUACUUUGUGGACCACAACUCUCGCACCACCACCUUCAAAGACCCGCGGCCAGGAUUUGAGUCAGGCUCUCGUCAGGGUGGGUCUCCUGGUGCAUAUGACCGCAGCUUCAGAUGGAAAUAUCACCAGUUCCGCUUCCUGUGUCAUUCCAAUGCUCUACCCAGUCAUGUGAAGAUCUCCGUAUCGAGGCAAACUCUGUUUGAAGACUCAUUUCAGCAGAUCAUGAACAUGAAGCCAUAUGACCUGCGCCGUAGACUCUACAUCAUCAUGAGGGGGGAGGAGGGGCUCGACUACGGCGGCAUCGCCAGAGAGUGGUUCUUCCUGCUCUCCCACGAGGUCCUGAACCCCAUGUACUGUCUAUUUGAGUAUGCUGGUAAAAAUAACUACUGUCUGCAGAUAAACCCAGCCUCCUCCAUCAACCCAGACCACCUCACCUACUUCCGCUUCAUUGGUCGCUUCAUUGCCAUGGCACUCUACCAUGGGAAGUUCAUCGAUACGGGCUUCACGCUUCCCUUCUACAAACGCAUGCUGAAUAAGAAACCCACUCUGAAGGACCUGGAGUCCAUUGAUCCAGAAUUCUAUAACUCCAUCAUGUGGGUGAAGGAGAAUGACCUGGAGGAGUGUGGGGUGGAGCUGUAUUUCGCACAGGACAUGGAGAUCCUGGGGAAGGUCUCCACCCACCAGCUGAAGGAUGAUGGAGAGAACCAGCUUGUCACCCAACACAACAAGGAGGAGUACAUUGGUCUGCUGACAGACUGGCGUUUUACUCGCGGAGUGGAGGAGCAGACUAAAGCCUUCCUGGACGGCUUUAACGAGGUUGUGCCUCUCGAGUGGCUCCGAUACUUUGAUGAGAAAGAGCUGGAGCUGAUGCUGUGUGGGAUGCAGGAGAUUGAUCUGAGUGACUGGCAGAAAAACACCAUCUACCGCCAUUACACCAAGAACAGCAAACAAAUCCACUGGUUCUGGCAGGUUGUGAAGGAUAUGGACAACGAGAAGCGAAUUCGUUUGCUGCAGUUUGUUACAGGAACCUGUCGACUGCCAGUGGGAGGCUUUUCUGAACUGAUAGGGAGUAACGGACCCCAGAAGUUCUGCAUAGACAAAGUGGGAAAGGAGACAUGGCUGCCCAGAAGUCACACCUGCUUCAACCGCCUGGACCUGCCACCAUAUAGAAAUCUGGAGCAGCUGAGGGAGAAGCUUCUGUUUGCUAUUGAGGAGACGGAGGGCUUUGGGCAGGAAUGAGCACUCGGAGCAGGGCGGGGCCAUGGGGCAGAACCAGGGGUGGGGCCAAGAGGGGUGGGACACCAACCAUUACUCCACCCACUGCUGGAAUUGGAGUGAAUCAGUAGGAGGGAAGGCUUUAUGGCAAUAGUAAAGAUGCACCAUUUUCCAUCACAGAUAUUCAGUCACUUUCUAAAGCUCAUUUGAAAACAGCCAUAGUUAACCAAAGUGCUACAGAAAUGGUCUAAGGUUAAGAAAAUUUUAAAAAUUAAAUCACACUUGUGUAUACACUUAAGAGACCACACAACCAUAACACGACAACACACAUCAAUAACAAAAAUGACAAAGCAAUAAAAAAAUGAAAUAAAACACAAAAUAUAAAUUAAAAAAAUUAAGUAACCUGGGCACUGUAGGCAAUUCAGGCACAUAAACCCAGGAACAGAGAAAUGUUUUUAAGGUGAGAUUUACACCUGUUUUAGCACGAAGAUAUUGAUCUUCACGUUAUUAACAGCAGUUGUUGUUGAAAGUCUGGUGGCACUACAAAGCAAUUUCCUCUUUACCAUGGCAACAGUGCUUACUGAUUGUUCUGUGACCUGACUGGUCAUGGGACCUUCAACAAGUCAGUAAAUGCCAGACACAAAUGAAAUGUGAAAAUGAUACUUUUUGUAUCUUCAAGCAUCUAGAGGGCAGUAGAGAGCCUGAGUCCAAAAGAGCCCCUACCCCUCCGUAUGCUCCAGACCACCAGAAUCACAACCUACAAAGCAAAUUUUGAUAAAUAAUUUUACAAUACAUUGCAAACUUCAGAAACAGCACAGCUAGAGUAAAUGCACCAUAUUUUCAUCUUAUGGGAGAAAAUAUUUUACAGGAGCAGAGUUGUGAGAGAAUGUAAAAGACUUGGGACAAAUGUAUUUUAUUUCUCUGGUUUGUUUUAUGUUUUGUUAAUUUUGAAAUAAUUGGUAAUUCUGUACAGAACAAAAUCAAAUGAGAAUAUACGUGUUGUUUGGAACAAAAGGGUGGUACAAAAAUCCCUGAUUAAAAACUGCGUGUACAUAU